AUGGAGUACCUGAUCCGCUUCGCCCAAACGCACGAAAGUUUCCGACUCGCCGAAAUCGAAGCACUGGCCUGUCGCGCCGGCAAUUUGAAAUAUGACAUUAUUUCAUAUAAAUCCGAUUCACCAUUCUGCAUAAUUCGAUUCCACAACCUCCCUUCUACUUCUACUCCUACGUCUACUUCCACCCACUCAUCAUCAUCAUCAUCAUCAACUCCCCAUCAAACCGUCAUCGACGAAAUCAUACGAGCAUUCGAAGCAAAAGCCAUCAUCUCACGCGGAAUCUACGAACUCUGGGGCGUGGGGACGAAUUACGACGAAUUACACGCCGAUGUCCAGACACGAAGUGUACAUUUAUGGCCCGAAUUCCAGGAGAUGACGUUCAAGUUUGUGAUUGAUUGUUACGGCAAUACCAGAGAUAUGAAUACCCAGAGACAAUUGAUUCAAUCGUUUAGUUAUCUGGCCUUUCGCGGGAAAAUCAGUAUGAAGAAUCCAGAGGCCGAGUUUGCGGUUAUGGAGGAGUGGACUUUGCCGGAACAUGUCAGCAGUACCGAGGGUGAAGCACCUUCAACAUAUGAGGUGGUAUCCCCGUCUGGCUCUGCUCCAAAGGUCAAAGUACCACCGACAUUGAAACAUAUCUACUUUGGUCGCAAGAUUGGAGAUUCACAACGUUAUUUGAUUGAUAAACAUGAUCUCAAGAAACGGCCAUAUAUUUCGACUACGUCGAUGGAUGCUGAAUUAGCUUUGGUUACUGCAACUCUGGCUCUGGCUGCGCCGGGAAAGAUCUUUUUGGAUCCAUUUGUUGGAACGGGUGGGUUUAUGGUCGCUGCUGCGGAGCUCGGCGCACUGGUUUUUGGUUCUGAUAUUGAUGGACGGAGUUUUCGCGGCAAAGGACAGGGUCUCGAAAAAGGGGUGGGUGCUAACUUUAAGAAAUACAAUCUCACACAUCUCUUUGGGGAUUGUAUUACCUCGGAUUUGACAAACACCCCGUUGCGAAUCAACCAGGGAACUAAAGAGAACAACAAGGACGAUCGAUGGCUCGAUGGAAUUGUCUCUGAUCCUCCAUACGGAGUAAGAGAAGGUCUCAAAGUUCUGGGACUGCGUCGACCGAAUCCCCAACCUGAAUCAGAUGGCCCUGACGGAUCUCUCUCCCCUUGUCCUCCUCCUCCCUUUGUACCACCAAUUCACAUGAUUGAUGGAGUUCUGGCCUACAAGAGACCGGAUUAUAUUCCACCAAAGCGGCCGUAUUCCUUUGACAGGAUGCUGGACGACAUUUUGGAUUUUGCCGCCAGAACACUGGUUGAUGGAGGUCGAAUUGCCUUCUGGAUGCCCAGCGCCAAUGAAAACGAGCUGGGCGAGGAAGAAAUCACCGCCAUCCCCACACAUCCUCUCCUCGACCUGAAACAUGAGUGCAUCCAGCGGUUCAAUAAAUGGAGUCGCAGGUUGCUGGUCUAUCAACGAGUCCCGGGUGUUGUGGAGAGACAUGAUCCCGAUGGUGGACGGGUGGAAAAUGGAUAUACCGCCGAUGAGCUGAACCGAUUCCGGAAGAGAUACUUUCAACCCGUAAAGAGUUAA
Molecule: messenger RNA, 1569 nt
Organism: Exophiala mesophila
Lineage: Eukaryota; Fungi; Ascomycota; Eurotiomycetes; Chaetothyriales; Herpotrichiellaceae
Exons: 1
Coding region: 1-1569 (522 amino acids)
Biological process (GO): methylation
Cellular component (GO): cytoplasm
Molecular function (GO): nucleic acid binding
Source: RefSeq, a predicted model, not a curated record